AUGGGCAGAAUUUGUCUUGAUCACAUUGGUGGUACCUGUCUGUUUUCUUGUGCAAACUGCGAUACGAUUCUGACCAACCGCUCAGAACUCAUCUCCACUCGAUUCACAGGUGCCACUGGCAGAGCAUUUCUUUUUAACAAGGCAGUUAACCUGCAGUGCAGUGAAGUUCAAGACCAGGUCAUGCUUACUGGCCGCCACAUGGUUCGAGAUGUGAGCUGUAAAAACUGCAAUAGCAAACUGGGAGGGAUCUAUGAGUUUGCCACUGAAGACAGCCAGCGUUAUAAGGAAGGCCGUGUGAUCCUGAACGUGCUCUAGUUCGAGAGAGUGAGGGUUUUGAGGAGCA
Molecule: messenger RNA, 343 nt
Organism: Eptesicus fuscus (big brown bat)
Lineage: Eukaryota; Metazoa; Chordata; Mammalia; Chiroptera; Vespertilionidae
Product: protein yippee-like 5
Exons: 1
Coding region: 1-315 (104 amino acids)
Source: RefSeq, a predicted model, not a curated record